Eubalaena glacialis (North Atlantic right whale) is the source of this 1881-nucleotide messenger RNA. It is a transcript of the gene R3HDM4, whose product is annotated as R3H domain containing 4. NCBI's taxonomy places the organism in Eukaryota, Metazoa, Chordata, Mammalia, Artiodactyla, Balaenidae. The coding region runs from base 233 to 982 and encodes 249 amino acids. The transcript is spliced from 9 exons. The record is from RefSeq and is a predicted model, not a curated record. Gene Ontology annotation, molecular function: nucleic acid binding.
AGCUAUGGUCGCGCUGGAGAACUCGGAGGGCGGCCCGGAGGAGGCGGCGGCGGCGGCGGGGGUCGCCCCGGGAGGGCGGCGGACGCUAUUUUUGCCUGAAGUGUCAUCCAUGGAGCCUGCCCCACUCCGACCUCAGACAGGGCUGAGGCUCAUCAGCCUAUUUGCUUCGUGAUCAAGAUGUAACAGCCUUUCUGGCCGGGGCAAAAAACUUAAGGCUGGGGACUCUUUACAUAUGUAUAGACUUUGGCCCCUUCCGGGCUGCCUGCCCGCUCUAGCUGGCUCCCAGGUGAAGAGGCUUUCGGCCUCCAAGCGGAAGCAACACUUCAUCAACCAGGCUGUGCGGAACUCAGACCUCGUGCCCAAGGCCAAGGGGCGGAAGAGCCUCCAGCGCCUGGAGAACACCCAGUACCUCCUGACCUUGCUGGAGACAGACGGAGGCACACCUGGCCUGGAGGAUGGGGACCUGGCGCCCCCUGCAGCACCCAGCAUCUUUGCAGAGGCCUGCAGCAACGAGACCUAUGUCGAGGUCUGGAACGACUUCAUGAACCGCUCUGGGGAGGAGCAGGAGCGGGUUCUCCGCUACCUGGAGAAUGAGGGCAAGAGCAAGGCGCGCAGGAGGGGGCCUGCCCGCGGGGAAGACCGGCGGAGAGAGGACCCGGCCUACACGCCCCGCGAGUGCUUCCAGCGUAUCAGCCGGCGUCUACGAGCCGUUCUCAAGCGGAGCCGUAUUCCCAUGGAAACGCUGGAGACCUGGGAGGAGCGGCUGCUGAGGUUCUUCUCUGUGUCCCCCCAGGCCGUGUACACGGCCAUGCUGGACAACAGCUUUGAGAGGCUCCUGCUUCACGCCAUCUGCCAGUACAUGGACCUCAUCUCAGCCAGUGGUGACCUGGAGGGCAAGCGGCAGAUGAAGGUCAGCAAUCGGCACCUGGACUUCCUGCCGCCGGGGCUGCUCCUGUCCGCGUACCUGGAGCAGCGCAGCUGAUGGCGGCCCUGCCCCCGGCCCCGCCUCCCCAGUGCCAAGACCUCCCGUACCAUCGCUAAAAUAUCUUUAUUAUUUUUAGAAUUUUCCCUUGGAAACGUGCUCUCCCCCUUGGGGUGGCUCCCGCACCCCACCCCUUCCCCGCCCAGCUUUCCGGGUUAAAGCUGGCGGCUGGGCUGCCCCUCACGAGCACAAUCCACCCUACUCCCGCCCCGGGGCUUAGACUCGGGAGGAGACACCCGGCCUGGUCACUUCCCUGUCCCUUCCUGGGUCAGCGUUUUUGGCCCCGUGUGAAGCUUAAGCGAGGAGGGAGAGGCUGGGUUUUUAUCAUUUUUAAUGAAUUUGGCGUGAUUUGUUGUAGAUUUUUAAAUUUCCCUUUUGAGAAGAAAAACCAAAAACUCGCCCUAAGUGAUAAAUUGGGGGGCUUCAUUCCAGUCCCUGCUUGACCCUCUCCCAGUUUUGGCUUCGGUGGAGGGUCCCCUUGCCCUGGGAGCAUUACGUUUUGUGUGUGUGUGCGCGCGCGUGUGCAUGUGUGUGCCCCGCAAGCCAGGAUGGAAGCUGCGUCUUAAAGGCUGGUGUCACCUUCUUUUUGGAAUGUGUGUUGCCCUCCCCGCUCCCCUUUGGUGGCUGUUAGGGCCCCGUCUGCUCUACACACCCCCCUCCCUUCAUACUGAGGAUCUGGGACUUCCAGCCAGAAGCCUCCACCCUCAGACUGUCCUGUUCCUCUCUCCAUGUCCCCUUGCCCCUGCCCCCAGCCUGGCUCUGGGGUGUCCUCGUGCUGGUCACCCCGGCCUGGCACAGGAAGCAGGGCUGGAGACUGCACCCCUGCCCUGCACCCCCGUGUGUGUGGCUAGUUGUGCUUUGGGAAAAGUGGAGCGUUCAAUAAAUUUCUGGUGCUCUGG